Messenger RNA from Fonticula alba, 451 nucleotides. RefSeq lists its product as hypothetical. NCBI's taxonomy places the organism in Eukaryota, Rotosphaerida, Fonticulaceae. The transcript has a single exon. The record is from RefSeq and is a predicted model, not a curated record. The coding region runs from base 97 to 411 and encodes 104 amino acids.
UCUGGAAGAUCUAGGUAAUAUUGGAGAGGAUAUCACAAGGGCAAGGGCAAAGCAGUGUUGACUGAAGGUGCGGCAGGAGGGAGAGGAGAGGAAAAGAUGGUAGGAGGCGCAUCGCACGCACACAUGCGCGCGUGCACUUGGCGAGGGUUGACCGAAGAAGUGGAUCGACACCACCUUCGGACAAGAGGAAGAAUCUAUCGUAUGAGGAGGAGGAGGAGGAGAGGAGCAACGGGGCGUGCCAUUCUUGGGAGCCCUGAGCAAAAGCGGCGGAGAAGGCCGACACGAAGGCAUGCCCAUGUGCCAGCUCACGUUGUGCGUGACAAUGCCCUCGUAUGUUUCUCCCGACGCCUCCCUCACUCCGGCCGCCGACCCCCCCGGAGAAGCUGGGCCCCUCAUGCUCAGCUGGUCUAGCACAGACAGACCAUGAAGAAGUACACAUCAGCAUACGGGG